UUCCUUGCACUCAAGUUCCUUUCUCUACUCAGUUCUGACUCUAUAUAUUUAUAUGAAUUGGAAGAGUUACACAUGCUCUAUCUCCUUAUCUCUGAUCUUCUCUAGUCUUCAGUCUCCCACCACAACCCAAAUAGCCAAUACAUUCUCACUAACCCUUCAACAAAACCAGUAGAACUGUAAGAGGAGUGAAUGAGUGAUGGCUCUACAAGGAGAUAAUCUUGUUGUUUCUGUAAGGAAACUUGAGAGGAUACUUAGCAUGAAAGGAGGCAAAGGAGAAACUAGCUAUGCUAACAACUCUCAGGCUCAGGCAAAACAUGCAAGAUCGAUGCUGCACCUGCUGGAGAGUACACUGGACAGGGUGCAACUAGAGUCCUCCCCUGAGACACCAUUUGCGGUGGCGGACUUGGGUUGUUCAUGCGGCGGCAACACCAUCUACAUAGUGGACGUCAUCAUCAAGCACAUUACUAAGCGCUACGAGGCCAUGGGCUGUGAACCGCCAGAGUUCUCAGCCUUCUUCUCUGACCUUCCUUCCAAUGACUUCAACACCCUCUUCCAACUCCUCCCUCCACUUGCCAUCAACGGUGGUAGCAUGGAAGAGUGCCUCGCAGCUGAUGGGCACCGCUCUUACUUCGCCGCUGGUGUCCCCGGAUCUUUUUACCGGCGUCUCUUUCCGGCAAGAUCCAUUGAUGUUUUCUACUCUGCUUUCUCCUUGCAUUGGCUCUCUCAGGUCCCGGAAAUUGUGAUGGAUAAGAGAUCAACCGCGUAUAACAAGGGAAGGGUAUACAUCCACGAUGCAAGUGAGUGCACGGCCAACGCUUACAAGAAACAGUUUCAAGCUGACUUAGCAGGAUUCCUUAGAUCACGAUCACGUGAGAUGAAAAAAGAUGGAUCCAUGUUUCUCGUUUGCCUAGGAAGAACGUCGGUGGACCCCACUGAUCAAGGUGGAGCUGGUAUACUCUUUGGGACCCACUUUCAGGACGCCUGGGAUGAUCUCGUCCAAGAGGGUCUAGUGGAUAGUGAGAAAAGAGACAGCUUCAAUAUACCAGUGUAUGCACCGAGCCUACAAGACUUCAAGGAAGUAGUAGAAGCCGAUGGCUCUUUCACCAUUAACAAGCUGGAGGUGUUCAAGGGUGGUAGUCCUCUCGUAGUUAGCCGGUCAGAUGAUGAGGUAGAGGUGGGCAAAGCUUUAGCCAACAGUUGCAGGAGUGUCUGUGGGGUCUUAGUAGAUGCCCAUAUAGGGGACCAACUUAGUGAAGAGCUCUUCAAGAGACUUGAGUGUCGAGCCAUGGCCCAUGCCAAAGAGCUAAUAGAGCAACUUCAGUUCUUUCAUAUAGUUGCUUCUCUCUCAUUUGCUUAGAAGAUAAAAAAGAUAAGAUUGAAAGCAAUAUGAAUCCCACACAUACCCAACAAAGAUAGGGAUGUAUCAAACAUGGGUGUCUUUCCAUUCAUGGUGGCCUGCUCUCUCUCUCUCUCUUCUUUGUGGGAGUGUGUGUCCGUCUGUGUAUGUUUGUUAUUACUGACUGUGAAGUCACCUUUAUACUUGAUGAGUUAAUGUCUUUGACUCUUUUUGUGUCCCCUUGAAUCUGAACUUCUUAAGUAAAGUGAACCCAUCUUCAUUUUACUUUCUUUUGUAACUUAUGAUUGUGUCCAUGUAUGUGAAGGUACUUUGAUGAGAAGGUUUGAUGACUUAAAAGAUAUAUCAGUGCUGUACUCCUAAGAAUUUUGAUUUAUACA
This is a messenger RNA of Macadamia integrifolia, 1734 nucleotides long. Its product is annotated as indole-3-acetate O-methyltransferase 1-like. The coding region runs from base 197 to 1357 and encodes 386 amino acids. The transcript has 4 exons. Gene Ontology annotation, molecular function: S-adenosylmethionine-dependent methyltransferase activity. NCBI's taxonomy places the organism in Eukaryota, Viridiplantae, Streptophyta, Magnoliopsida, Proteales, Proteaceae. The record is from RefSeq and is a predicted model, not a curated record. Gene Ontology annotation, biological process: methylation.